Impatiens glandulifera is the source of this 1014-nucleotide messenger RNA. RefSeq names its product ethylene-responsive transcription factor ERF070-like. The transcript has a single exon. Gene Ontology annotation, biological process: regulation of DNA-templated transcription. Gene Ontology annotation, molecular function: DNA-binding transcription factor activity; DNA binding. The record is from RefSeq and is a predicted model, not a curated record. Bases 120 to 968 code for a protein of 282 amino acids. Lineage: Eukaryota; Viridiplantae; Streptophyta; Magnoliopsida; Ericales; Balsaminaceae.
CAAAUAUCUUAACCAGAAUAAUUUCACUCCUCACCGGAAAACAUAAUUCCGGCCACCACCAAAACCUUCCUCUUUUCUUCUAAUUUAAUCUAUCAAACCUCUCCAUUAAUUUGACUAUUAUGGAAAUUAAAUAUACCGAAUACCUGAAUCAUACCAAGAUGACCCAACUCCAACCUUCAUCCGAAUCCAACGUAGUUUCAAACAGAGUUAUACGAAUUUCAGUCACAGACGGCGACGCCACAGACUCCUCCGGCGACGAAGAAGAUAACCGGUUAAUCACUUCCCGUCGUCGCAGGGUCAAAAGGUUCGUGAACGAAGUCAGCAUCGAAACUUACUCAAAACCCAUCUCGCCGGAGACUCGCCGGAGGAAAUCAGUUGUCAAGAAAAAUCAAUCGCCGGUUAAAAACCGGCUGAAGAUAAAGAAUACCCAGCAAGGAAAGAAAUAUCGCGGCGUAAGACAAAGACCUUGGGGGAAAUGGGCGGCUGAGAUUAGAGAUCCAUUUCGACGUGUACGGUUAUGGUUAGGCACUUACAAUACCGCCGAAGAAGCCGCCAUGGUUUACGACAGCGCCGCAAUUAAGCUACGCGGACCCCACGCGCAGACAAAUUUCUCAAUAACCGCCGCCGCCGCAGCCGUCGAAGAUGUCGUCCCUGCCGCCGUUACAUCUCCGACUUCAGUUUUCCGUUUUGGGUCGGAAGAUGAUUCGUCAAUAAACAUAGUACGAAACAAAGAAGAUGAAAAAUCUCUAUUAUGGGAUUUCACGGCGUUUGAUGAAACUCUGUUACAAGAAGAUAUGUUUUAUGGGUUAUCGGGUCGGGAUAACUGUUUGUGGGAAGACCCGAUAUUUUAUUCGACCGGCGAGUAUUUGAAUUUCGGGUCAUCGGCGGCGACAAUACCCGAGAAUGAUUAUUUAGAAUUUCAAGAAAUCGGCGAUUUAUUUUCAUCGGAUUCUUUUUUUGCUAUUUAGUAUGUAGUAGAAGGUUCUCGUCCUUGGUUUUGCCGAGAUUUUGUGC